CAAGAAAAUUCAUUUGCCAAAGGUUCCCCUACUACUACUUAGUUACAUGACUUGGCGGUGAUAAAACUUUGAUACGACGCUCGGCCUUACAGUGGAUAUUGUUAUUGCUCGGAGUGUAUGGACGUGUGUUUGCCAUAAUGGUGAAAGAAGACGACACUUACGUUAUUCGUGGACCUCCACCACUACACCCUCUUCUUGAUAUUUCUUUAGGAAGGUUGAUGUAUGACAGUUUUUUGACCAAUCCGAAUAAACAUGAGGCCUUAGUGGAUGCUAUUACUGGGGAAUCCAUUUCGUAUCCUAAACUACUGGAAUUAACAUGUUCUUUAGCUGAAAGUUUGAGAAAAAGCGGCUAUGGUAUUAACACCGUAGUCUCUGUUAGUAGCGAAAACAACAUACAAUUUUUUAUACCUGUUAUUGCUUCUUUGUUUAUCGGUGCCACAGUAGCUCCCGUAAAUCAUAACUAUACAGAUCAUGAAACAGUACACUCUCUCACUAUUUGUCAACCCAAAGUGGUUUUCUGUUCCAAAGCAGUUACUGAAAAAUUUGUAAACUUGAAAAAUACUAAAUUGGAUUUCAUAGAAAAAAUUAUCGUAAUUGAUAGUGACGAAGCAGUAUAUGGAGCUGAAACAAUGGACGAGUUUGUGAGAACAACGUUAAAAGGAUAUAAUCCUUUGAGGAGAUUUCAAUUGGCAGAAUUUGAUAAUAGUAAACAUAUUGCACUCAUUAUGUGUUCUUCUGGUACAACUGGACUCCCAAAGGGUGUUAUGCAAACACAUAGUAAUAUGAUGGUACGAUAUAUGCAUUCCAUAGAUCCUCGAUAUGUACGACAGGAAGAUAACUUCCUAGGAAUACUUCCAUUUUUUCAUGGGUAUGGGCUAACUACAAACUUCUUUGCACUAGCGAUGGGCCAGAAAAUUAUAGUGAUUAAGAGGUUUCAAGAAGAAUUGUUUCUUAGAACUGUACAAAACUUUAGAAUCUCAAAUCUUUGGUUAGCACCACCUUUAAUAGUCCUACUUGCCAAAAGUCCCUUGGUAGCAAAAUAUGAUUUAUCGUGUGUUAAAGAAGUAACUAGUGGAGCUGCUCCUCUAAGCAAAGACACUGAAGAAACUGUUAAAAGAAGACUGAAUGUACGGACAAUUCGACAAGGAUAUGGUUUAACGGAAGCUACCUUAGCAGUGAUUAUGAUGUCCUUAAAUGACGAAAAACCAGGUUCUUCUGGUAAAGUGGUUUCAUAUAUGUCGUGUAAAGUUAGAGAUCCAGAAACUGGAAAAUCGCUGGGUCCUGGAAAAGUUGGUGAAUUGUGCUUCAAAGGUCUGAUGGUGACACCAGGAUAUUAUAGAAAUCAGGAAGCUACUAGAGAUUCUUUUACUACGGAUGGGUGGCUUUUAACUGGAGAUUUGGCUUAUUAUGAUAAAGAAGGUUACUUCUAUGUCGUCGAUAGGUUGAAGGAAUUGAUUAAAUAUAAAGGUUUUCAGGUUGCACCUGCUGAACUGGAGUCUAUUAUAUUGAAUCAUCCAAAAGUGCAAGAUGUAGGUGUGGUGGGUCUUCCUAAUGAAGAAGCAGGAGAACUACCACUUGCAUACGUCGUGAAAAAAGAAAAUGUGAAUAUGACCGAAAAGGAAAUUAUAAAUUUUCUUGCGGAAAAAGUUUCCUCCCAGAAGAGGCUGCGUGGUGGUGUCGUUUUUGUGCCUUCAAUCCCCAAAAAUCCCAGUGGAAAAAUUCUUCGAAGAGAACUUCGCAAAAUGUUGACUACUUACAAGUCAAAAUUGUAGCUAGUAAUAAAUCUGUUCUACUUGUAAUGAAAACAAUACAAUACCACCGAUUUAGAACGCAA
Zophobas morio is the source of this 1834-nucleotide messenger RNA. Its product is annotated as luciferin 4-monooxygenase-like. Lineage: Eukaryota; Metazoa; Arthropoda; Insecta; Coleoptera; Tenebrionidae. Gene Ontology annotation, molecular function: long-chain fatty acid-CoA ligase activity. Bases 138 to 1772 code for a protein of 544 amino acids. Gene Ontology annotation, biological process: long-chain fatty acid metabolic process; fatty-acyl-CoA biosynthetic process. The record is from RefSeq and is a predicted model, not a curated record. The transcript is spliced from 6 exons.